Messenger RNA from Vigna angularis (adzuki bean), 615 nucleotides. RefSeq names its product auxin-responsive protein SAUR23. The record is from RefSeq and is a predicted model, not a curated record. Bases 203 to 451 code for a protein of 82 amino acids. Gene Ontology annotation, biological process: response to auxin. Lineage: Eukaryota; Viridiplantae; Streptophyta; Magnoliopsida; Fabales; Fabaceae. The transcript has a single exon.
CCAAUGUCUCCAACUAGACCCCCCAUUCAUGAAUAAUUUCUGUACCAAAUCUAUGACAAAGUUUUCUCCUUAGCUAUAUAUAUAUAUAUGCAUUUGCUCAUGGUUAGUCCCAAGCAAUUCAAGUCUAAGCGUUCUCUAUCAAACACUUUCUAUUCAGUUCCUUUGAAAUCACUGUUUUCACAACAAAUAAGGAUCAGGCAUAAUGGGUUUCGGCUUCCGUGGGUUUCAAAGGCGUGUGAACAUCCCAAAGGGCAGUGUAGCAGUGUAUGUGGGAGAAAACCAGAAGAAGCGUUUUGUGGUUCCCAUAUCAUACUUGAACCAACCUUCUUUCCAAGAGUUGCUGAGUCAAGCUGAACAAGAAUUUGGAUUUGAUCAUCCAAUGGGUGGCCUCACACUUCCUUGCAGAGAAGAUGUCUUCCUUCAAGUCACUUCUCGCUUGCACAGGCGAUAGACAGAUUUCAUACUCAAGUCUCAAUAAGAAUCAACUAAUUGUUUCUGUAGAAAUGACAAAAUUUAAACAUGUAUAUACUUUUUUCAUCUUUCAAUUUUGUUCUCCCGGAAAGAUAUACAUACUGUAACAGAAUUCUAUGAAUACAAGAUUAUCAGAGGCUUUUU